UAGCUGUUUGAAGACAGUCAAAUAUACGCGACACAGUAUAAAUAUUUUAGUAACGCUUAAAGAGCUUGUAAAUUCCUUGUUAAAAAAUACUAGAAUAUUGCUUUAAUUUUCCCAUAUCGCAAAGAUAAAUAUAAACAAAAAAAAAAGAAAAAAAGGAAAAAACAAUUAGUACGUAAUGCAAAUCUGAGGAAAGCAAUAAAUAAAUACAUAAGAUUUGAGUAAUUAUUUAGAAUUUAUGACAAAGAAAAUGGAGGUUCAAGAGAAAGAGAGAGAAAGAGUGGGUUCGGGCUUGUCGGGUCAGAAACUUGGGUUGGAUGAGUUUACACUUCCCCACAAGAAGACCCACAUAAUCAAACACCACAAUUUCUCCCGGAAAAUUCAAGCAAAAUUUAAAACCCCCCCACUUCGUUAAAUCCCAACUUUUUACAUGUAAAAGCAUGGCUCUCGCUGUUCCAGUGCGUGCCCAACUUGACAAAUUCCUCAAAACCAAGUUCAAGCCUGUAGAUUUAAAUCUUGCUGAAGCUUUGCAUUGCUUCGAGAACAUGAUUCACAUGCAGCCCACUCCUCCAGUGUCAUCGUUCAAUGUUUUAUUGGGUACACUUGCUAAGAGUAAGCAUUACACUGACGUUUUCUCACUUCAUGCUAGAAUGAUUUCCAUUGGUUUAUUGCCUGAUGUCAACACGCUUAAUACUCUGCUUAAUUGCUUUUGCAAUGUGAAUCGGGCUCGUGAUGGUUUCGUUGUCGUGGGAAGUAUGAUGAGGAGGGGUUUUAAACCAAACAUUGUGACUUAUACAUCCUUGGUUAAGGGUUUGUGUGUGGAAAAUAGAAUUGUGGAGGCAACGGGGUUGUUUUUGAAAAUGGUCAAGUUGGGUUGUUGGCCUAACGUGAUUACUUGUUCUACUUUGAUUAAUGGGCUGUGUCGUACUGGGAAUACGACCAUUGCACUUAAGUUGCAUGAAGAAAUGACUAAGCGGAACGGUGGUUAUGGUAUGAAGCCGAAUAUGGUUUGGUAUGGGAUUAUUAUUGAUGGGCUUUGUAAAGAUGGAUUGAUAGACAAGGCUAGAGAGCUUUUUUGGCAAAUGAAAGAUGCGGGGAUUCUUCCGGAUGUGGUUGUGUAUAGCUCUCUGAUUCAUGGUUUGUGCUAUGAAGAAAAAUGGGAAGAGGCUAAAGGUUUGUUUAAUGAGAUGGUAGAGAAUAGGGUCCGGCCUAAUGUGGUAACAUUCAAUUUGUUGAUAGAUAUGAUUUGCAAGAAGGGAAGGAUGCAAGAAGCUAAUGAUUUGCUAGAACUUAUGAUUCAGAGAGGUGAGAAACCAGACACAUUUACUUAUAACAGUUUGAUGUGUGGCUUCUGUAAGGUAGGUAGGAUUGAUAAAGCGAAAAAGCUACUUCUUUCUAUGCCAAGUAAAGGGUGCGAACCUAAUGCGUGCAGCUUCACUGUGUUAAUCAAUGGGUACUGCAAAAUGUGGAAGAUUAACAAAGCUUUGGAUCUCUUUAACGAAAUGAUUGACAAGGGAAUAAAGCCAACGGUAAGAACUUACCAUGCCUUAUUAAUUGUUCUUUUUAAGGCAGGUAAGGUUGAGGAUGCAUGCGGAGUCCUCAAUGAGAUGCAAGCUCAAGACCUGGCACCUAAUUCAACUACAUAUUCUCUGUUUUUGGAUGGUCUUUGCAAGAAUAAUUGUGCUCCAGAGGCGUUGGAACUUUUUUAUAAAUUAGAGAACUCCAAGUUUGGAUUAAGCAUUGAAAUCUUCAACAGCCUCAUUAAUGGACUGUGUAAAUCUGCAAAGCUUGAAAUUGCUUUUGAGCUGUUUCAAAGAUUGCCCCAUAUGGACCUCAUCCCUGAUGUUGCAACUUAUACCAUUAUGAUAUCUGGUCUCUGUAAUCAAGGGAAAUUAGAAAGGGCCAACGGUUUGUUUUCAGAAAUGGAAGAAAAGGGUUGUGCUCCAAAUAUUGUUACAUACAAUACACUUAUGCGUGGUUUCUGUGAAAAUGGUGAGUCAUUAAAAGUGGUUGAACUUCUUAAUAGAAUGGUAGAGAGACGUAUGUUUCCAGAUGCCUCUACAGUCUCCAUUGUGAUAAACUUACUAUCGAAGGAUGAAAAAUAUUGUGAAUUUUUAAAUUUACUUCCAACUUUUCCGGCCCAAAAAGCAGGGGAGAGAUGAUACGGAACCACUAGUUUAAGCGUUCAGAAAAACGUCUUCAUUUUGAAGUGCUUUGGAUGAAGGUUACGUCUUCAAUGAGAAUUUUUGAAAUAUGAAGCUUCUUGCAUUAAACCUGACGGGAUUGAAUGAUCUAUAACAGUGCUGCUAACCAUUGGAGGCAGGUGUUUGUAUUGUACGCACCUUGUGACAUCAACAUGCUGACAUAGUUUGCUGGAAUAGCUAUGUCAUUUCUUCCUUGAACAAGUAAGUCUGCAUUAGAGCAUGAAGACAUAAUACACAUUGUAUAAGCAAGUGUAUUCAUGUCUUGGUUGCUCCUACUGUGGAAAUUGGUGACUAGCAUUCAUCUCUCUUGUCCAUUUAUAUAUAUAUAUAUAUAUAUAUGUACCAGAUCUACAGCAGUGCUCCUAACCAUUGGAGAUUUUGUUGUACUUGAUAGCUCUAGUACAGGCAUUUUGUAUUGUACGCUUCUUGUGACUUCAACAUGCUGAUAUACUUUGCUGGAA
This is a messenger RNA of Ziziphus jujuba (common jujube), 2662 nucleotides long. RefSeq names its product pentatricopeptide repeat-containing protein At1g12300, mitochondrial. Gene Ontology annotation, molecular function: protein binding. The record is from RefSeq and is a predicted model, not a curated record. The coding region runs from base 438 to 2159 and encodes 573 amino acids. The transcript has 2 exons. NCBI's taxonomy places the organism in Eukaryota, Viridiplantae, Streptophyta, Magnoliopsida, Rosales, Rhamnaceae.